CCUGUGACUUCCACCCAAACCCUCUUCAGAACUCCGUUCAUCUCCAACUGGUCUGCACUCUCUUCCUCCUCCCUUUCCCCAUUUUCCCUUCUCCAUAAAUGGCUUCCCUUCCCUCCACCACCAUCUUCAAUCCCACUUAUGGCUUCUUCUUCCGGCCGCCACCCCGUCUACCGAGGCGUUCGCCGUCGCAACACCGGCAAAUGGGUCUCCGAAAUUCGCGAGCCGAGGAAGCCCAACCGUAUUUGGUUGGGAACUUUCCCGACCGCCGAAAUGGCUGCUGUCGCUUAUGACGUUGCCGCCCUUGCUCUCAAGGGCCAAGACGCCGAGCUUAAUUUCCCUAAUUCUGCCUCGUCUCUCCCCGUCCCUGCAUCUCGGUCACCGUCUGAUAUUCAGGCAGCGGCUGCAUCUGCUGCCGCUGCUCUUGGAGCCGCUGCGGCAGCCAUUGAGGCACGGAAUAAUAGCGGUUCUUAUCGUGGAACUAAUUCGAGCGACAUCGUGUAUGGAGGAAGAUAUGGUCAAGAUGGAUUGGGAAAUCAGUUCAUGGAUGAGGACUUGAUAUUUGAUAUGCCUAAUGUUCUAAUGAAUAUGGCGGAAGGAAUGCUUCUUAGCCCUCCUCGUUUCAACAUCCAUGGCGGAGACGACGACCACGAUGACGGCGCUGACCAAAAUCUUUGGAAUUUUCCCUAA
Messenger RNA from Benincasa hispida (wax gourd), 687 nucleotides. It is a transcript of the gene HRD, whose product is annotated as Integrase-type DNA-binding superfamily protein. The record is from RefSeq and is a predicted model, not a curated record. Gene Ontology annotation, biological process: regulation of DNA-templated transcription. Gene Ontology annotation, molecular function: DNA-binding transcription factor activity; DNA binding. Lineage: Eukaryota; Viridiplantae; Streptophyta; Magnoliopsida; Cucurbitales; Cucurbitaceae.